AUGAAUGAUGGGAUACCUUUAACAACAAUUGGAUCACCUAAUUCAUCAAUUUCACCACCAUCAAGUAGAAGAAAUGGUGAUUCUACUUUAAGUACAUUAAGUACUAUAUCCCAAUCAUCAAGUACAACAACUUCAACACCAUUAUCACAUCAAAUAAUCAACCCAAACAACAGCAACAGUAACAAUAGCACUAACAAAUAUAACAAUCCAUCAUCAUCAUCAUCAUCAAGAAGAGUAGCUCGUAGAGCUUGUUUAUCAUGUAGAGAAAAAAAAAUUAAAUGUGAUGGAGAGCCAGUUAGUUCUAUAACCAGUGCAGAUGGUACAAAUAAAAUUAUACCUGAAAAAACAAGAAUUUGUUCAAAUUGUAAAUUUUUAGAUAUUAAAUGUAUAUUUGUUCAAAGUAAUAGAGGUGGUAGGAGAAAAAGAAAAGAAGUUGAUAAUGAAUCUUCUUCUUUGACAGGUUCUUUAUCAUCACCUAAUAUUAUAUCAAUUGGUGAAUCCUUGAAAAAAUCAAGAUUAUUAUUACAUGAAUCACAACAACAACAGUUACAACCACCACAACCACUACAUCAACCACAGCAACUACAACAACAACAAGAUUUCAACAAUAAAGAAAAUAAUGGUGAUGAAAAUUCAAUUGAAAGAGUUAGUUCAUUUAUAUUAGAUGAUGUAAAUUCAAGAAAAAAAUUGUCAUCACCAGUUCCUUCAACUACAACAACAUAUGAAAAACCAAAAAUUUUAACAAGAUCAAGCUCAAUUGAUUAUUCAAGAUCUACUUUAGAUUCUCCAGAAGUUAGGUAUUCAGAUCCAAGAGGAAAUAAUAUUUCUAAUCAACAUCAUCAUCAACCAACUCCUCCACUACCUCCCGCUCCACCUCAUCAUCAAUCUUCUUUUCAAAACCAUUAUCCUUUUCGUCAUCCUCCUGGUCCUCACCCUCAUCAUCAUCCACAUCAUCCACAUGGACCACAUUCUCAUCAACAUGGCCCUCCACCUCAUUUUGGACACCAUGAUUUUCCACCAGGUUCAACACCAACACCACCACAUGCACCACCCCCUCCUCAUCAUCAUUCCGAUCAUCCUCCUCAUCACGGACCACCAGGUCCCCAUCAUCAUCCUCAUUCUCAUCAAUAUCCAUUUCAACAUAAAUCAAAACCAACUUCAGAUGAUCAAUUACCUUUACCUUCAAUAACUGAUACUUAUCCUCCUACUUCAUUUCCAUCGCGACAUCCUCCACAUCAUAGACAUUAUCCACCUCCGCCUCAUGGACCGCCUCAUCAUCAUCCACAUGGACAACCUCCUCCUCAUGCACGUAAUAGAUUCUUUAAUGGAUAUGAAAACCCAGCAUAUACGUCAUCACAACAACAACAACAGCAACAACCCCAGCCACCACCACCAGUACCACUAGAUAUAUCCGAAUCAUAUGAUAAUUCAUAUUACAAUAGUCCUAAACCCUCAAUAACCUCAGCAUCACCAGUAAGCUACAAAUCAGGAAUAACUACAGUUAAUGAAAGUCCAAAACUAAGUACAGUUAAUCAACCACCAUUUCAUGAUGAUGAAUUAUCUAAAUAUGAAUUACCAAAAUGGGAAAUAUUAAAUAUUUUAAUUGAUUAUUAUUAUAUUUAUAAUCAACCAAGUCAUCAAAUAUUUCCAGGAAAAUCUAUAUUAUUAAAAAAUUUAUCAUUAAAUGUUGAUUCAUCAAUUAUUCAUAUAAUGAUUGCAACAAUAUGUAUAUUAUCCAAAAGAAAAAACCCCAACUUGGAUAUAAAUUCAGAUGAACAAUAUUGGGUAUUAAAAAUGGAUAAAUAUUGGGAUAAUUUAAAUGGAUUUGGAAUAAUGGCAUGUUUUAGAUUAUUAGCUAAAUGUACAUCAUUUAGAUUCAAUAUGUAUAGAGUUAAUUCAUGUAAUAUUAAAAUAUUUGAAACAAUUUAUGAAAAUAAUUAUAUUGAAAUUUAUAGUCAAAAAAGAUUUGAAUUUAAAGAUAAUAAUAGAGGUAAUAAAAAUUCAUUAUUUGGAACUUCAAGACAAUGUUAUGAAAGAGAAACUAUUUUAAGAUUAAUUUGGACUUUUUAUAUUAAUCAUAUAAUAUUAUUACGUUUUAAUCAAGGUAGACCAUAUUAUAAAUUAUCAUCAAUAUUAGAUGAUUUUAAAUUUGAUUAUGAAAGAGAUCAUUAUUCAAAUAAUAUCUUAUUACCUUUAAAUGAUAUUGAUUUUAUGAAUUUAAAAUUAGUUAAUAAUAGAACAAGUUGGAAACAAUUAUAUGAAAAAUCUCAUAUUCCAUCAGAUUUAACAAGUUUAAUAUUAAGUAGUAAAAUAUUUGAAAAUUUAUUAAGUAAAUUAUCAAAUGAUGAUUUAACUUUUGAAAAUUUAAUAAAUUGUAAUGAAUUUAAUGUUAAUUUUAGUAAUAAGAUAUCAGAUCAACAUAUAAAUAUUAUAGAAUCAAAAAAUUUAAUUGUUAUAAAUAUAACUUAUUGGUUUGCAAAUUUAAUUUUAAGAGUUGGAGAAGUUUUACAAUAUAAUUUUUUUAUUUAUGAAGUUAUGAAAUUUAAAAUGUGUAAAUAUGAAUUUAGAAGAAAUGUAUCUACCAAAGAACAAGAUACGGAGAAGGAUAUUUUUACUCCUUUAAUAUGUGAUGAAUUUUUAGAUACUAACAAUAUAACAAAUCAAUUAAAAAAAUUUAAUUCAAAUCAAUGGAAAAGUUUAAUUGAAAUAACAAAAGCAUUAAGUGGAUUUGUUUCAUUAAUUGAAAUUAUACCAUCACAAGAUUAUAUAAAUUAUUCAAUUGUUAUUGGUCCAACAUCAAUUUAUCAAGAUUCAAAAAAUUCAAAAGAUUGUAAAUUAAAUUUUAGAGAUGUUAUAAGUAAUCCAAUUGAAUGGUAUGAUGCUCCUGAAUUAAAAGCAACUGUAAAAGAAUCUUGGAAUAAAUUCCCACAAUAUACAUUAUCUUUUUCAACUGCUUUUUUAUCAGUUGCUUGUAGUUUAGCUGUAUUAACAAAAUAUGUUAAAUUAGAUAUAAAUCAUCCAACAACAAAACAAUUGAAAGUGGAAUUAGUAGAGACUGGUGAAUCGAUAGAAGUUCCUGAUAUAAUUAUUGAUGAUGAUUUAUGGAUUUUAAAAAAUUUUAAUUCAAUAAUGGUUUCAAAAAAAGUUUCUUCAUUAUGUGAAUUUAUAAAAUACAAAUUAUAUUAUAGUAAUGAAGAAGUAAUGCAUGAUACUAUUAAAAGAAUGAAUAAAUUAACACAACAUUUGGAAGAGAUAUUGUCUCAGUAA
This is a messenger RNA of Lodderomyces pseudojiufengensis, 3267 nucleotides long. RefSeq names its product Zcf31p (gene ZCF31). The coding region runs from base 1 to 3267 and encodes 1088 amino acids. NCBI's taxonomy places the organism in Eukaryota, Fungi, Ascomycota, Pichiomycetes, Serinales, Debaryomycetaceae. Gene Ontology annotation, biological process: regulation of DNA-templated transcription. Gene Ontology annotation, molecular function: zinc ion binding; DNA-binding transcription factor activity, RNA polymerase II-specific. The transcript has a single exon. The record is from RefSeq and is a predicted model, not a curated record.